AUGGAAGAGAGGGAAGAGAGCAUCAGCUUUGUAGACCAGCGGUUUCUCGGCUCAAAGCCUCUUGACGAUACGAAUGUCCUGGAGUACUUCUCUGGGUCGCCCUUCUACGACAAGUCCUGCAAUAAUGAAAUACUCAAGAUGCAGACGCAGUUCAGAGGACUCGACCAGAAGUCCAAGCUCUUCUCGAUGGUAGGGAUAUUCUAUGAGGUGGAGAGUAGCAACCAUGAGAAGACGCUGUUCGUGAUCAGAAAGGCAUACAACCAUGGGGACACUGCAGAGACGCUGGGGAUGUAUUACAUAAUCCACGGACAUGUCUAUGCUGCACCCACAAACUAUUCCAUCUACAGAUGCAGGAUGGGCGACUCGAUGUGGCAACUGAACUCGUUUAUUGAUAGGAUGAUGGAGAAGAGGAGAUUCAACCCGUUCAGUCCGCCCAAAGGCAGGCGCCUUGCAAAAAGCUUGGAGGACAGCAAGGACCUGGACUUUAUGAUGGAGAUCUUUAAUGACUUCAAGAAGGAGCAGGCGGAGUCGUGA
Messenger RNA from Encephalitozoon cuniculi GB-M1, 534 nucleotides. RefSeq lists its product as uncharacterized. The transcript has a single exon. Gene Ontology annotation, cellular component: core mediator complex; mediator complex. Bases 1 to 534 code for a protein of 177 amino acids. Gene Ontology annotation, molecular function: transcription coactivator activity. NCBI's taxonomy places the organism in Eukaryota, Fungi, Microsporidia, Unikaryonidae. The record is from RefSeq and is marked provisional. Gene Ontology annotation, biological process: regulation of transcription by RNA polymerase II.